AUGUCUGAGCAACUCGAGAUACCUCGAGAUUUUGGUCGAGAUUUCAGAGAACUCAUCAUAGAUAUGACAAAACUAAGAGGACCAAACGGCAAAAUAUGGGACGUUGAGGUGGAAGAAAGAACCCUCGAAGGAGAAAACUCACCAGCAGCAGCAGCCAAUGGACACGGACGUGAAGAAGGUGGAUGCCGCCGGAAAACCUUCUUCUUCAAAGAAGGGCGGAGGAAAUCGGUUCGAGAUCAAGAAGUGGAACGCGGUGGCGCUGUGGGCAUGGGAUAUAGUGGUGGACAAUUGCGCGAUUUGCCGGAACCACAUCAUGCAUCUGUGCAUAGAAUGCCAGGCGAACCAGGCCAGCGCCACCAGCGACGAGUGUACGGUGGCUUGGGGGGUCUGCAACCACGCUUUCCACUUCCACUGCAUCAGCCGUUGGCUUAA
This is a messenger RNA of Oldenlandia corymbosa var. corymbosa, 432 nucleotides long. NCBI's taxonomy places the organism in Eukaryota, Viridiplantae, Streptophyta, Magnoliopsida, Gentianales, Rubiaceae. The record is from the annotation of a GenBank genome assembly.